Messenger RNA from Paramuricea clavata, 2286 nucleotides. NCBI's taxonomy places the organism in Eukaryota, Metazoa, Cnidaria, Anthozoa, Malacalcyonacea, Plexauridae. The record is from the annotation of a GenBank genome assembly.
CAGGCGCUGAAGGGCUGCGAGGACAGGCAGGGGAUCCAGGAAAUGACGGUGAUGCAGGACCACGAGGAGCUAAGGGAAACCCAGGACCUCGAGGAGCAAAGGGGGAUGCAGGUUAGUACGUAAUUAGAUUCCUUCACAAAUAGAGACAAUAUUUCUCGCAUAAUUUAUCGCUGCUGUUGAUAACAGUCGAAUAGAUUACCUAAUUGAUUUACCACCGAAUUACUAUUUUUCGAAGAAAAAUCUAACACCAUACCAUUGGUGAUCAGUUGCUGCUAAGCACAGUCCUGGAAACUCUUAGGUUCAGAUAUAAACGACUCUCUCCUCCGCAAAGGUCAUUUAUUCUAUAAAUGUUCUUCGGUUUUCUUCGGAUAGUUCUCGGAGUUAAUCGUGAUAGGGUGCUGACAAAAAUUCUCCAGCACCAUAUCGCGAUUAACUCCGAAGAACAUUAUAAAUAAAAUAAAUGACCUCUGCCCAGGAGAGAGUAUAAACGCAAUUUUCGGUAAUUUAUGGUUUAUCAAUAUUUCAAAUGUCAUUUGAUACCCUUGAUUGUAAGUUAGGAUUAAAAGACUCACUGGUGAAAUAAUUUUCCCCCUUUUUUAGGCGAAGAUGGCAACAAUGGCAAUAAUGGCAACAAUGGCGAUGCAGGCGCGAAGGGAGUGACUGGUGAUCAGGGAAAUACUGGCGACACUGGCCCCCCAGGAGCAGAUCAAGCAAAUGGUCCGCCGGGAGCGAAGGGUGCGGCAGGUGCGCGUGGAGCCGAUGGUGCAUCAGGACCUACGGGUGCGCCCGGUCCCAAAGGUGACCCAGGCCCACGAGGACAAAAGGGCGAUCGUGGCGCAACGGGUGACGCAGGCGCCACUGGACAAACUGGUCAAGAUGGUUCCGACGGUGAUCCAGGUGAUAAUGGUAGCCGAGGACCACGGGGUCCAACUGGACCACCUGGACUCCAGGGUUUCAAGGGUACACGUGGUAGCGAUGGAGCUGAUGGCUUCCCUGGACCCAGAGGUAAGAGAAAUAGAACUAGUCAGUAGUCGUGAGGGGGGGGGGUGCCAGAGUUGUAGACUCGAGUCGUGUGACUUGGACUCGAGUCGCAAUUUUUGUGACUUGACUUGUUAAAGAGAUUGAUGACUUGUGACUUGACUUGGACAAAAUGACUUGUGACUUGACUUGGACUUGCAAGAAAUGACUUGUUACCAACGCAAGUCAAACGUAAAUAUCUAGUGAAAAUCAAGUUUUCCAAAAUCUUUGUGUUGAUCGAUCGAUCGUCGUGUUGUACAAUUUGGGCAACGACCUUAGUACAUAUCAAUGGCAUCGACAGAAUUUGUGCCGGCGUAUUUUCUGACAAAGCGUUUUUUUCGCGAUUUCGUGGUAAAAUUUCUGACAUAAAAUAACGACGCCAUAUUUACAUAUUUUGCCGUUUUGCGUGGGAAAACAUGGCGCGCCACAUGUGGCGAUAAAAUGAAUUGUGACUUGAAUUGACUUGCCAUUCGGAAUGACUUGUGACUUGACUUGGAUUUAGACAAAAUAACUUGUGACUUGACUUGAACUCAGACAAAAUUACUUGUGACUUGACUUGGACUUGCAACAUAGGACUCGUUAACAACUCUGAGGGGUGCUCAUCGUUCUCAUUUGUAGCAAUGACGCAGCUCAACCUGGUUGAAUUGAGGCCUUUGCAAGGGCGCCUCUGGCAGCCACCUUAUGACUCAUGUCUGAUCACGGGCACAGCUACGGUGGAAGGGUCAGUUAGGGGGCUACCCCCAACCCACCCUGUCCACAUUCCCUGAGGGAGGAAACCAGAGUACCCAAAGAAAACCCACGGCUUUCGGUAGAGGAAGGAUCGAAACGUCCAAGUUUUGCUUGUAUUUUACAGGUCCCUGAAUCCCUCUCAAUGUUAGCGUAGAAAACCACUCUAACUUGAAAUCAUUUUAACCCUCAGGUCCCAGAGGCCAAGAUGGUGCAAAUGGCGACGACGCGAACCAAAACAUUGCGUGCAUCUAUCGUCAAUCGGAAACUGGACAACUCACAAUGUCAUGCAACGACCUCAGUUACACCGCUACCGACUGUGGAUGUAGUCGAGGCUGUGGUGAAUGGUCGAUCUCAAACAAUGGUCAAACCUGUUCCUGUAAAUGUAAUUCUUAUGUUCCAUCCAAUUUCUACUCCGUGGGAAUCAAUUGUUGCAGACUUCAAUAGACAGUACUUACGAAAUUACGAACAGAUAUGUGCAUGUUUUAUAUUAAUUGAAUAUUAAUGUUGUAACGAGAUUUUUUGUAUAAUUAAAGUUUGCCG